Baudoinia panamericana UAMH 10762 is the source of this 1982-nucleotide messenger RNA. RefSeq lists its product as uncharacterized. Gene Ontology annotation, biological process: secondary metabolic process. Bases 51 to 1769 code for a protein of 572 amino acids. The transcript has 4 exons. The record is from RefSeq and is a predicted model, not a curated record. NCBI's taxonomy places the organism in Eukaryota, Fungi, Ascomycota, Dothideomycetes, Mycosphaerellales, Teratosphaeriaceae. Gene Ontology annotation, molecular function: CoA-ligase activity.
CUUCCACUUCUCUACUGUCCACUUUCGUGUUCCGUGUGCAGUCUUUCAGAAUGCCUCUAUUAGCGACCCAGCACGCAACCAUACCGACGACGGACCUCUUGACGUGGUCCUGGAAUAAUCGCCACGCCUACAAUCAAGAUAGGCCAAUCUAUGUCGACUGUACCAAUCCAGACCGCAGAAUUUCUGCUGCUGAGGCGUGGAGUCUCAUCCGCAAGCUUGUAGCAGGAUUCCAGCAUGCAGGACUACAGCCAGGCGAUUGCGUUUGCAUACAUGCUUUCAAUAAUCUCUACUAUCCUAUCCUCGUCCAAGGCAUCAUUGGCGCAGGUGGCGUUUGGGUCGGCACCAACCCUAGCUACACCUCGUUCGAGUUGCACCAUACGCUCAAGUUAUCCAAAGCCAGAUUCGUCAUCGCAGAGCCCGAGCUCCUUGCGACCAUCAGGGAUCCCGCUACCGACCUUGGAGUGAGAAACGUCUUCCUCUUUGAUGCGCAAAGCGGCCGCCGCGUUCCGGAAUUGCCGCACUGGGAAACUCUGCUCAAUCAUGGAGAGGCAUACUGGGUGUCUUUCGACGACAUGGCUACAGCCAAGAGCACUACAGCUAUGCUGCUUUUCUCGUCAGGAACCACUGGCCUCCCCAAGGCCGCUCAAGUGUCUCACUACAACCUCAUCGCACAACACACCAUCCUCUACGAGAAUCUGUUCAGGCCCUGGCCUUUUCCGGUCAGCAUGAUCACCUGUCUGCCCUUCUUUCACGCGGCAAAUGCGACCUAUGUCCACACCACCACGCUACGGUCCGGAUUUCCGUCUUACGUGAUGCGACGAUUCGACUUGUCACUUUUUCUGACUUCGAUGGAACGGUUCGCAGUGACUUGGCAAAUCCUUGUCCCGCCCAUCUUCAGCGCUCUCCUCAACUACGCCAAGACACACGGAAACGAGGUAAGGCAGGCCCUGAGGAGUGUCCGUACAAUUGGCACUGGUGCUGCGCCGCUAGACAAGAACACGCAGAACGAACUUCGAGCCUACCUUCCGCCCGGUGCGACCUGCAUUCAGGGGUGGGCAAUGAGUGAGACGUCCUGUUUGGCUUGCCUUUUCAUCCCACCCGAGGACGACGACACGGGAAGUGUAGGCCGGUUCUUGCCGAAUCUAGACGUCAAACUCGUCGACCCAGAGAAUCCAGACAAAGAGUUGCCGACGUACGAUGUCCGAGGCGAGCUGUGCAUUCGCGGGCCUACCGUGAUCAGAGGAUACCUUGACAACCCUGAAGCCAAUAGCCGUGACUGGGACAAGGACGGCUACUUCCAUACCGGCGACAUACUAUACUGUAAUGGAUCUACUGGUCUGUGGUACAUUGUAGACCGGAAGAAAGAGCUUAUCAAGGUUCGAGGCUUCCAAGUUGCGCCGAACGAGCUGGAGGUACGUCGCGGGCGGACAUUGCCGUCUCGAGCCGUCCAGAAUAUUGCUGACUGCCGUACCAUCCCACAGGGCGUGUUGCUGUCACAUCCCGCCAUACUGGACACCGCAGUCAUCGGCGUGAAAUCGAACGAUGGUGCGUCCGAGCUCCCACGGGCGUACGUUGUUCUGCGAGAAGGCAAGGACUUGAGCGAGUCUCACGUUCGUGGGUGGAUGGAGGAGAGGCUGGCGCCGUACAAGCGACUUGUGGGCGGUGUAAGGUUCGUGGAUGUCAUACCCAAGACAGCCAGCGGCAAGAUCUUGAAGCGCGUGCUGCGAGAGCAAGCGGUGGGUGAGAGGGAGCGGAUAUCGAAGCUGUGACGCAUCUCUAACAAGGAUGCGACAUGAGUUUACAAAGUCUCACUGAUGAUGUUCGCCCAUGUGGUGUCUAUCAGCAGUGACGCAGAGUCUGCUACGUUCGAUGUGAGGAUCAGGCGGACUUGUGUCAUCCAAGACGUAACUCGUUAGCAAUACAGUCCCACUGAAACCAGUGCUCAUAUAGUUCCAGGAGUCUCUCAGUGACACUUCUAACGC